CAUCCAUCUCAUGCAAUAGAGGGCUACAAGCCUAAAAUGCUUAAGGCAAUGCUUCAGGUUAAAGAGCUUACCUUUUCAAUGUCUCAUCAUUAUCCAAUUAAAAAACUGAUUAUUUAUUUGAUAAAAGUAGUCUACUUUAUCCAACUCAAUCAUCACAAGUGAUCACUACACUGCAAACUUUUGUCUUAAAAUAAUCCAUCAAUGGUUUUGCUACCCAUCAUGUCGACCUGUUCUUCCAGCUCCAGCAUCAUGUGCGAUUUCUUCUUUUUACUCCAUAUUUUUCCCACGCCAAUUCCCUUCACUCUUCUGCUCCAAGAUUUCGCCUUUAUGUCUUAACAUGAAGCAUAGUUCAAGGAAUCGACGUCAAACCGAGAGAAGUUGGGCUGAAAUAUUAUGUUUCGGUUGCACGUGCAUACAGCUUUUCUGGCCGCGCGUGGUGGUUCGCAAGUUGCUCAACAUCAGCGCCAAAGAUUCCGAUUACAGCGCCGACACCGAAUCAGAUUUCGAAUCUGAUAUCGAUCAAGCUGGCUUUGUGGAUGCCUGUAAGUGGCCACCGGAGUCGCGGUUUAAAGAUGUCAGAGGAGAUGAAGUUGAAAGUGAUGUGAAAGGUAAAAGCUAAUAUGAACAUCUUAAGUUUAAUUUUGUUCAUAAAGCUUUGUGAUUUAACCUGUAGGUAUUCAAGUAUUGAACUGGCGGAUUUUAAGGUGGUAAUCCUUUUAUAUAUUUUUUGUGAAUUAAUUACUAUCAAUUACUGCCAGAGCAUAGGUGCAUUCCUAUUUCCAAAUGGAAAAGUUUUUUUGUCCGUUGCAUGAAAUAUUUACUAUUACUAGGGAAUGGAUCACCAGGAAUCAUGCAUCUUGUUCUGGCUAUGUUCGUCUAGUAACUAAUAUAUAUACUCUUUCAUUAUUCUUUUCCUCUUCAAAUUAGGCUUUGCGUUUAAUGCUAGUUAACAUUAGUCAGCCAAGCAAAUGCAUAAAGAAAUGAAGUUCACCCAUUGCUUACGGCUGUAAUGCCGUUUCUAGAUCAAGAUACCGUUCUCGGGAUAAGAAGACGAAAGUCAGAGACAUGUAGGGCGCAAUAUAUAAACACCAGGGAGAUUAAAGUAUGUGCUGGUACAUGGAAUGUAGGAGGCAAAGUUCCUCCAGAUGAUCUAGAUCUUGAUGAUUGGAUUGAUACUGGCAAUCCUUCUGAUAUUUAUGUGCUUGGAUUUCAGGAAAUCAUUCCAUUAAAUGCCGGUAAUAUAUUUGGGGCUGAAGAUAGCCGUCCUAUUCCAAAAUGGGAGAACAUCAUUCGAGAAAACCUCAAUAAAAUCCCACCCGAGAAUAAGUUCAAGUCCCAUAGUGACCCCCCUUCUCCAUCGAUGUUUAAGCCAUCUGAAAGUUUUUCUGACAUUGAAGAGGAAAUUGCACCAGAGUUGGACAAUGAUGAUGAUGAGGAAAAGAUUCCUUUACAUGAAGAAUGUAAUGAGUUUGUUGAAGCCAGUGACUUAACUAUAGCACAGAAUGAUGCAAUUGCAAGUGCUCAUGUAUCUGCAUCUAGAGGUAGUCAGGAGUCCACAGAACCAAUCAGACCUGGGGUUGAACGGCUAUUUUCAUCUUCAAAGAGGCUGGAUAGAUUGAAUUGCUUUAGACUUGAAGGCUCUGAAGAAAAUUUAGAAGAAACUAGUAUUCGUCAUGCCAAGAAAUUAACCAAAACCCUUAGUGGAAUACAAAAGAUUGGCCUGAGUUGGCCAGAGCAGCAGCUAGAUUUUCUACCUCACUGUGCUUUAGAGAGACCGGGUUCUUUUAAAUCUAUGAAAUCGCUUAAGGCAUCCAUGUCUUUUGGAGAAUAUUGUUCUCUCAUAUCAACCACACAUGGUCAAAAUAGAAUGCAACCUGAUGCAUCUUUACUUGCAAAACUGGAUCUGAAAUCUUUAAUAAAGCGUAAAAGAAAGACACCAUAUGUGAGGAUAAUAAGCAAGCAACUGGUUGGUAUUUUCUUAACUAUAUGGGUCCGUAGGAGUUUGCGGAAACAUAUACAGAAUUUGAGUGUUUCUACAGUUGGUGUAGGUGUAAUGGGCUACAUAGGCAACAAGGGAUCAAUAUCAGUUAGCAUGUCCAUAUACCAGACUCUGUUCUGUUUUAUAUGUACUCACUUAACAUCAGGUGACAAAUAUGGGGAUGCUGUCAAGAGACAUGCUGAUGUGAAAGAAAUUCACCGAAGGACACAUUUCAAUAGAUACUCCAGUGUCGGCCUUCCUAAAAGUAUAAAUGGCCAUGAGAGAAUAAUCUGGCUUGGGGAUUUAAAUUAUCGAAUUAAUUUAUCAUAUGAAAAGACACUGGGGCUAAUAUCCAAAAAAGACUGGCCUAAGUUAAUUGAGAGUGAUCAGCUGAUCAGAGAAUUCAAGAAAGGACGUGCUUUUGAUGGAUGGUCUGAAGGUAUUUUAAAUUUUCCACCGACAUACAAGUAUGAAAUAAACUCAGACAAGUACCAAGGGGAGGAUCCGAAACCCGGGAGGCGUACUCCAGCAUGGUGUGAUCGUAUUCUUUCAACGGGGAAGGGAAUGCGCCUCCUGAGCUACAGGAGAUCUGAGAUGAGAGUUUCUGACCACAGGCCGGUGGCAGCCACUUAUAUGGUAGAGGUCGAGGUAUUCUCAGCCAGGAAACUGCAGCAGGCCCUUGCUUACACUAAUGCGGAAAUUGAAAACGAGGAGGUAGUAACGUCGGAUGUUGGAAUUGUGAACAGAGUGUGCCAAUUGAACACAGAAGAGGAUGCUUUAUUGUGGAAGCACUAGAGAGGGGAUAAGUGUGGAAGAGGAAAAUAUAUCAGAAACUGAGGGACAUCCCACAAUGUAUAGAUUGGUACUGCAUUUGCUCUUAGGACAGGGUUUCUUUUUGUUUACAUUAUCUCAGUACAAUAAAUUUUCCCGGCUCGAUCGUAAUACUUUUUGUUUAGAAGAAACAACAGUUCUAGGUGUGUAUAGGUUUUCUCUUUUUCGUUUGUACCAGAGAUACUCUUUCCUUGGCUCAAUCCCAUUUUUUUUUGUUUAAAUA
Molecule: messenger RNA, 3032 nt
Organism: Cuscuta europaea
Lineage: Eukaryota; Viridiplantae; Streptophyta; Magnoliopsida; Solanales; Convolvulaceae
Source: the annotation of a GenBank genome assembly